Molecule: messenger RNA, 1061 nt
Organism: Leopardus geoffroyi (Geoffroy's cat)
Lineage: Eukaryota; Metazoa; Chordata; Mammalia; Carnivora; Felidae
Gene: ZNF80
Product: zinc finger protein 80
Source: RefSeq, a predicted model, not a curated record
CCCAAAUCAGAGUUGACCUAACAGCUGAGGCACUGGUAAGAGACAGAGAGGUCUUUACUGAAGCACCUGUCCAGGUGACAGGUUAAACCCAAGAGUAGCCAGCUUUGUCUCAGAAGGACUUGCUUCAAGACUCACUCAGGACACCAGAAGGUCCUGCAGGUUGAGGCAAGCCAGAGAUCAGGAAUGGUUGUUGGAAAUGCAGGAAGGGCACUUGAGACCAGUUACAGUCUCCCACAAGGAGGCCCUCCUGGAGAAGAUGAGCCUUGAAUACAAGUGGCUGGGGACAGAUGAAGAGUCUGCACUCAAGGGUUUUACAGAAGCAAGACACUGCAGGAGAUGCUUUCCAGGACUGUGACUCACAGGGACCAAGUAAAGGCACUUUGGUUCAUGCAGAGUAGAUCCUAAACAAAUGCAAAGAAUGCAGGAAAGCAUUUAACAAGAAUUGCCUCCUUGUCUGACAUCAGUGCAUUCACACUGGAGUGAAACCUUAAGAAUGCCACAAGUGUGGGAAAGCCUUUCAUGAAAAGGUAGACUGACAAAUGAGGAUUCACACUGGAGAGAUGUCCAAUAAGUACAUCGAGUGUGGAAAGGUUGUUAGCCCCAUGCUGACAACAUCCAUGACACACCUCAUGUAUCACCAGCAGAUCCACCCUGGCAAGAAGCCCUAUAAGUGCAGUGAACGUAGAAAGACCUUCAACUAUCACUGUUUUUGUCCCGCAUAGCAUGACCCAGCCUCCGGGUGCAACGAAUGUGGGAAUGCCUUUCACCACAACUCUGCUUUCACUCAAUACAAGAGGAUUCACACCAGACAGAAGCCCUACACGUGCAGCGAAUGUGGAAAGACCUUCAUCUACCACUCUGUUUUUAUUGGACAUGGCAUGACCCACAAUGCACAAAAGCCUUAUGAGUGUAAAGACUGUGGGAAAGGUUUUUACUACAGUGUCUCCCUCACUCAACACAUCAGGAGUCACACUGGAGAGAAGCCCUAUGAGUGCAGUGAAUGUGGAAAAGCCCUUGCCUACCCUCCUCCUUUUAGUCCACAUGCAAAAGGAGGCACAUGA